Molecule: messenger RNA, 4131 nt
Organism: Labrus mixtus (cuckoo wrasse)
Lineage: Eukaryota; Metazoa; Chordata; Actinopteri; Labriformes; Labridae
Gene: ahi1
Product: Abelson helper integration site 1
Exons: 26
Coding region: 118-3774 (1218 amino acids)
Biological process (GO): motile cilium assembly
Cellular component (GO): ciliary basal body
Molecular function (GO): protein binding
Source: RefSeq, a predicted model, not a curated record
UGUUCCUACAUAUAUUUCCUUAUGCGUUAUUAUAAUCCUUGUAUUCAGAAUGAAAGCCUUCCUGUCUGGAUUACUCUCCUUUUACCAUCAGUAUGAGGGACAUUACGGCGCCUGACAAUGCCAGCAGGUGAGAGUGAAGACCGGGCAAAGACCCGUGAGAGAUUUAAUGAAGUGUUCAAGAAAUACACUGAGUCAGAGAAGAAGAAGGCUAAGAAGAAGAAGAACGCUGAAACUCAGGAGACUAUUGUGCUUGAAAAUCUAAAAAAGAAUCUCAACCUUGGGAAGGACACAGAAGAUGAUGAGGCCAUUCUCCAGAACACAUACCACCCUGAACAAGGCAGCCCUCGCUACACAAAGAAUAAGCGCAGAGAGAAGGAAACAGAAGAUAAAGUCAAUAUCAACAACAGUAGAAACGAAGAGGAGAUUCAAACUUCGAGAAGCAAGAGAAAAAGUAAGAGGGAGCUUCCCUCCCUCCCUGUUUCUGAGGACGCUACAAGUUACAUCGAGAAGGAUGUGGAUGUUUCCAAGUCUCAGAUCCCUUUGGAGCCAGAUGAUGAUGGAGGUGGUGAAAAGGAAACAAAGCGAAAAAGUAAGAAAGAGAAAAGCAAAGGUGCUAGAGAGGCCAAAGCAGAGAGUCAGGUGGAGGACACAGAAGAUAAGCUGCUGCAUGAAUACCAGCAGCAGAUUGCACAGGAGGAGGAGAGAACUUUAAAGAAGACAAAAAACAAGACUGAGGAAGAGAGCACCGUCUCCCAGAACGUUACGCUAAAUAAUGAUGUUGGCAAGAAGAAAAAGAAAAAGCUGAAAUCUGUUAUGUCAGAGCAAGAAGUAGGGGAUCAAGGUGAAGAUGCUGACAGGGAAGCUGAAGCUGAGAAUGAAACCCAAGGGGAGACCAAGGGGAAAAAGAAAAAGAAGAAGAAAAAACAUGUUGCCAAAGAAGAGAGUGAAACUGAGGCAGAUGUGCCAGAGCGACCAAUGUUCGAUGACAGCCUCGUGCUGGGAGUAAAUGUCCACAGAACAGAUCGCCUCAAAACAGACCUACUGAUCUCACACCCCAUGGUGAAGAUCCAUGUUGUGGAUGAAAUCACUGGACAGUAUGUGAAGAAAGAAGACUGCCAUCGGCCAGUUUCCUCGUUUUAUGAGCGAGAGAACGUCGACCACAUUCUGCCCAUCAUGACUCAACCGUUCGACUUCAAGAAGAACAAAUCGGUCGUCCCUGAAUGGUGUGAGCAGAUCAUCUUCAACGAACGCUUCGGACACUUUGUUGAACAAAAUGACGACAGCCCCAGAGUCAUACUGUUCUUUGAAAUACUGGACUUUAUAACCAUGGAAGAAGCAAGAACCAAUGCUGAUGUUGACAAACAGGAGGGAGGAUUCAGGAAGAUUGCAUGGGCAUUCCUUAAGAUGGUCGGCACAAAUGGUGUGCUGAAUAUUGACAGUAAACUUCGCCUCCAGCUCUUCUGCCCUCCACCUCGAGCAAAGAGACAACCUAAAACAAUUGAGGUGGUCGAGUGGUGGAGGAAAUACCCCCGAUACAAAUAUGCCUCCACCCUUUAUGUUACGGUGAAGGGCAUUAAACUCCCUGAGCGUGUUGACCCGAGUAUGCGAUCCAUGAUGGCCCUGCAGGAGGAGAGGGGUAGCACCUCCUACAGUGAACUGCAGAAUGAGGUCACCAAGAGAAGCCUUACACAGCCUGUAGAGAGCAAAACACCCGCCUUAAGAUGGAGCAGACUGCCAGGACAGGUCUGUCGGAUUCCUAACAAGCCCAUGCUGUCAUUCCGUGGCGGCCAGAUGGGCUGCUUCACGGUGCUCUUCUCGCACGCUGGGACGAUACUCGCUGCUGCUUGUGCUGACAGAGAUGCUUUCCCUGUUGUAGUGUAUGAGAUUCCGUCUGGGAAAGUUUUGGCUGCCUUCAGUGGCCAUCUGAAGAUAGUCUAUGAUCUCUGCUGGUCCAGAGACGAUCGAAGCCUUUUGUCUGCCUCCUCUGAUGGAACUGUCAGAGAGUGGAACGUGGAGAAGCUCCUGGGAACGGCCCAAAAGGUUCUCCCCCAUCCAUCCUUUGUAUACUGUGCUCAGUACCACCCCACAGCCCAGAACCUGGUGGUGACGGGGGGCUUUGACUCUCUGGUGCGAGUGUGGAGGCUUGAUGUGGAUGAUGUGAAUGGCCAGCUGCUGCAGGAGUUUGAGGGUCACAACAGUUUCAUCAACGCUGUUUGCUUUGACUCUGAAGGAAGGCGAAUGUUCUCUGCAGACAACACAGGCAAAAUCAUUGUGUGGAAAACUUCAGUGAACGACAGCAAGCAGCAUCAGCCGUGUAAUCGCUGGAGUGUAGAGAAAAAAAUUGAUGAGAGUGACCUCAAGGGUAUCCCUGUCAACAAGCUGCAGCUCCAUCCGAACGGCCGGUGUCUGCUCAUUCAUGCCAAAGACAGUGUCCUCAGGAUGAUGGACUUGAGAAUUCUGGCUGUAAAGAAGUACACAGGAGCAACAAACUACAGAGAGAGGAUCUGUAGCACUUUUACACCAUGUGGAAACUUCAUCUUCUCUGGCAGUGAGGAUGGGAUGGCAUACGUCUGGAAUAGUGAUACAGGAGAUCAAGUUGCAGUCUACUCCGAGCUUUGUUACCCAAAUGCUCUCCAUGGAGUGUGUUUUCACCCGCAUGAAAACAUGGUCGCUUUCUGCGCCUUCGGUCAGAGCCAGCCUGUCCACGUGUAUCUGUACGAUCGAAAAGUUUCCCAGAUGGAGGUGCACAACAUAAAAGCUGCGAGCAGAUCAGCCUCGGUUGACACCAAAACCAUGAGACACACACCUGACACACCAGUGUUACAGGACAUGACUUCUUCUUCAGCCAUGGAUCAGUUUGCCCACACAGCAAGGCUUGCAUUCAAAAUGCAAUGUAUUAAGGAGACACUGGACUCAGUUCUUGAACCAAAUCCGAGGUCUUCAACUUCUGGAUUCCUAUACGAGCAAGGCAAAAUGGGCAUUACAAAUACAGGAAGGAGCUUGACAUCAGAUUCUGGCACAACGGGAUUAAAUGCUUCAUUACCACCUCCGUCUUUCUUGUCCCCGCACUCCAAGCUGCAGCUGUCUGGAUCUCUAGCCGAGCAGCUGAUCCCCCAGGCAGCUCUGAGUACCCAAAAUCGUGGUUUUAGUCCAGUUGGUCAGCGUCUCAGAGGAUCCUUUAGGCUGCAGGCCCUUCCUGACCACUUUCCUUCAGGCAGCCAAGUGGAGACGGAUUCAGCCCCUGUUCAACAAGUAGUCGUCGCACUCUAUGACUACAGAGCUAAUCGUUCGGAUGAACUCACCAUACACCGCGGUGAUGUCAUCCACGUGCUCUACAAAGACAAUGACAACUGGUGGUUUGGGCGUUUGGUCAAUGGGCAGCAGGGAUAUUUUCUUGCUUCUUAUGUAGCAGACCAAAGAGAUAUCAGCGGAGAGGUGACUCAUUCCGCAGAGUCACACCAAGACCUGUCUGAGGGGACAGUGGAGAGGACAACACCAACCAGGGUAUCUGCUGCAAUUAGUUCUUCUGGUGAACUUAGAUUUCUUUCUGAGCCGACACUAUCAGACACAGAGCCUGAGCUGGCUGAUGCCAGAACUAGAAGGAAAAAGAAGGUGAAAAAGCCAGGAGUUCCCGCAGCUUCAUCCCAAACCACAUUUUCCAAUGCAGAUGCUUCAGAAUUGACAAGCACACGGAGGAGAGGCCGAUUGACUGACAGACCUCUCCCCAAGAGACUGACAGGUCAGGCUAAUGGGGCCUUUGAGUCUGAUACAUAAAGUCAUGGACACAUGAUUGUUUUACCCUGACUGCUUUCAUUUUUAUUCAAAAUACAUUUUUAUACGGCAAUAAACUGUACAGGUCUAUUGAAUCUUUGUCUUUUUAUAUAUCCAAACCGUCCAUAUAUUUAUAUCAUGUAAUUUACUUUGUAUGGAUUGAAUGAUGAAAUGUUAAAUAUGCUUUUUAAAAAUCUGUUUUACUUAUCUAUUGUUGUUACCAUAAAUGUCUUUAUUUUAACAGAUGAUAAGGUUUUCACAAUUUCAAUUAUAUCCUAGUUAUACGUUCCUAGCCUGUACGAGAUUAAUUACGUUUGUAUAUUUCUUUUUUUAGCAAAUAAAAAAUACAAAUGAUAAAUA